This is a messenger RNA of Ogataea philodendri, 768 nucleotides long. RefSeq lists its product as uncharacterized. Bases 1 to 768 code for a protein of 255 amino acids. The transcript has 3 exons. The record is from RefSeq and is a predicted model, not a curated record. Lineage: Eukaryota; Fungi; Ascomycota; Pichiomycetes; Pichiales; Pichiaceae.
AUGAGGCUCAGCACAUUUGGGGCCGUCCACAGACUCGUCCAGUUCCGGGAACCAGUACCCGACGGUGGUGACGGCACCGUGCUCGGACACCAACUGAGUGUCUCCGGUGUUGUACAACAGAAACGCACCCGUUCCAUACUUGGACACGAUGUUGGCCUCGUCCUCAGAAAGAACGUGUCUAUUGUAUCCGAUCUCCUUGAGGUCUCGAAGCUCGAAGGUUCCAAAAUUGUGACUGCUUGGCACGAUUUCCGGCAAAUGCAUUUUGUUCGGGUCAACUCCCCAGAACUCGAGCAACUGCUCGUCGUAGUUUUUGGUCUGCAAGUUCAUGAAACUGGUUCUAGAGGCGUUGGUGAUGUCGGUCAUGAACGACUUCUCCCGCGUGAUAUUGUAGAUGAGCCAAGUGUCGACGGUACCGAACAUCAAAUCACCUUCGCCGCUCUCGUACGCAUUUCUAAUCAACGGCACGUUCUGGUACAGCCAGGUCCACUUCAAGGCCGAGAACCGGGCUCUGGGAAGGAGAGAGUCGGACCCGCAUGGUGGUCUUCUUCGACCUUGACGUGGCCUCCUUCUCCGAUAUCCAAAGGAAUACCUUCGUUGGAGAAAAUAGUGGGGGAAUUCCGUUUCGACCCCUCUUUCGCCGACGUCGAAUAUUCGAUUUGGUGUUUUGUCACUUCUUCACCAGAAUCGGUGAACAAAAUCACCCUCGUGGAUGUCGUACCUAUGUCAAUGGAACAGAUAAGAGGAACGCUUGUCAUGGACAACGGAUAA